This is a messenger RNA of Schistosoma bovis, 3107 nucleotides long. The record is from the annotation of a GenBank genome assembly. Lineage: Eukaryota; Metazoa; Platyhelminthes; Trematoda; Strigeidida; Schistosomatidae.
UCAAAAGCCUAGAAGAAAUUGCUUGUCAGAUGACCAUCGAAUUUCUCAUAGAAUUAUGAACGAAUGGAAUUAAUUGCCUCGAUGAGUGAAUAAAACUCCGCCUAUCGACGCUUUCAAAUAAAAGUUGUAUCAACUGAAAGACCACCGUAUCCAUGACUAACACAGACCACCUAGACUACUGUACUUUCUUAAUAGAAACCAAACUUUUCAAAGGAAAAUAAUGAGGUCGAAGUGAGAAUGGACUAAUUUUCCAGACUUUCGGCUGUUCCCUGGAAUUUUGAACCAAAUGUUGUCCAAUGUUACAAUUUUUAUUUGGAUGCCAUUAUUGAGAUCUGAUGAAGCGGAUUUUGCUCCGCUGAGUACAAAUGUUGUGAUACGCCGGAUGUGGUUCUCAGCGGACGUCAUUAGACCUACAUUUCAGCUCUUCUAAUUCUAGUCGUUAAUUUACCAACAACAUCAUUGUCAACAUUAUUGUUAUUAUUAUCACCACCAUUGUUAUGCGUGAUUAAAGCCAACCAACAACUUUAAAUCUACAUUAUGAAAUUCACUUCAUUUGCAUAUUUCAAUAAGGUUUUCAUGGGUCUUGAUUUUGUCCCAUUAGAAAAUGAGCAACCAGUUCGUGGUGGAUUCUACAGAAGUUCACAGAUUUUUAUCCCACUUGCUAAAUUUAUGAAUGUUCCAUUAGAUCAAAUUAACUAUGUUGUUAGUGGAGUGAUUAGCAUCGGUCUGGGUCAAUUAAUGCGACGCCGGUUAUCACCUCAGAAAUGCUCUCCACGAAUUCGUGCAGUUUUUGAAACCUUAUUUGGUCUGUUGUUAUUAUCAUUUUGCUUUGGUAAUCAAUUGCGUGUAUUAUUGAUACAAUCAAGUAUUGCUUAUCUAUUCAUGAUGUGUCUACCUAGUAAUCAUUUUAUGGCUGUAUUAGUGACAAUUUGGUCGUUAUUUUAUCUUACAUUAGUACAUAUUUGUCGAUUAAAAUAUGAUUAUGGGGGAUAUACACUGGAUAUUUCUGGACCAGUAAUGGUACAAACUCAACGUUUAUCUAGUUUAGCGUUUAAUCUUGUCGAUGGUGUAUCAAUGCGUAAAAUGUCUGGUCCAAAUUAUUGUAAAUCACAACAAACUAAUUGUUCCACCAAUGAAAUAAUCAAUCGUGAUGAAACUGUGGAACAAUUCCCACCUUGUUGCAAAGGGGACGCAUUCACUGAACUUGAUACAACAACAAUGAUAAUGACUUCGAAAUUGAAGUCAAACACUAUUCAUUAUCAUGCGCCAAAUCAUUGUAAAUCAAUGCAACGUGCUACUGCUAUUGCGUCGGAUAGUCAUUCUGUCAUGAUGAAUAUCCCUACAAGUCAUAAAUUACAUGCCGUUGAGAAAAUUCCAGAUCCGAUCAUAUUUUUUGCAUACAUGCUUUAUUUUCAUGGUGUAUUUGUUGGACCUUUCACGUUUUUUUCUGAAUAUAUGGAUUAUCUUAAAGGUUACACAAGCAGAGAAUUACCUCCAAUCAAUAUGCGUUAUUUAAUCACUUUAUUUCUACGUACAAUAGCUUCGGGCCUAUCAGCUGCCUAUUUAUGUCCUUAUUUCCCGUUUGAAUUUGUUUUAACUGAGCCGUUUACAAAUUACUCCAUGUUGCAUCGUAUUUUAUAUGUAACCAUUUCUCUAUUCUUAAUUCGACAAAAGUACUACUUUGCAUGGGGUUUAGCUGAAGUCAACGGAGUGGCUGUCGGUGCUGGUUAUACUGGCCAGUGUCCACGCACAGGUGCUACAUUAAAUCAUAACAUUCGCAAUUUUGAUUUCAUUAAAGUUGAAACUGGUAUUAGUUUAAAACAUGUUAUCGAUGCAUGGAAUAUCUCAACUACACGAUGGUUACGUGAAACAUUUUAUGAUCGUCUUCCAUCAGCUUAUCGUACAAUCCUUGUCUUUAUUAUAAGCGCUUUUUGGCAUGGCUUUUAUCCUGGCUAUUAUAUUAUGUUUUUAUCGUUUGCCUUAUUCACUAUGACCUCACGUCUAUGGCAUCGUCAUUGUCGUCAAUAUUUCCGUAGAAAUUAUCUCUCCAGUCAACUCUAUAGUGUAUUUACCAUGAUCAUUACUAAUUUAAUUGUAAAUUAUGGUCAAGCACCAUUUCACCUGUUAGAUUUCUAUUCAUCAUUGAAAUUUUUACGUAUAUUCUAUUUUAUACCGCAUCUAAUUGCUGUCGGUAUUUUGUUUAUCUAUUUUUCCAAAGUGUGCAUUAUAAAAUUAUCACUUAAGUAUCAGCUUGAUAUUAAGAGGUUUGAUUAUGAUAAAAGUAAUGAUGAUAAAAGUCGAAAAUUAUCAAUUUCUUCAAAUCAUGAUCGCGGUUUUGGUGGCCAUUAAUUACUAAAGGACGACGAUCACCACUACCUUCAAUACCCCGUUCGCCUCCUGCUUAUGUUCAUCAGUUAACACUUGCUUGCUUAUAAUGUCUCCCCUCUCACUCUUGUUUUUUUCAUCCAUCCAUUUAUCUAUUUAUCCUAUAAAAACAUACUCAAAUAUAUUCCUUGUUGCGUUUAUCCCCUUCCACCCUCUCCUGCCCACUGUCGAAAUCAUGUCCCAUUGCAUGUACUGCUACUUCCUCCAUUUCCUUAAAAUUAGUAUUCUCAUAAUCACUCAGUCUUCUUCUGAAUGUUAAUAUGGGUUACAUUUUGUGGGGUUGUUUUUUAAUUUUAAAAAAAAUGGGGCGAGAAAAAUUAUUCUAUUUCAAUGAUGCGUUUGACUAUGGUAUAUAUAUAUAUAUAUAUAAUAUUUAUUUUGAAGUCUUCUUGAUUACCUAAUAAUUUGACUUACCAAGUGUUCACUUGUAAUAAUAAUAAUAUUACUAGUAAGUGAUGAGUUCACAUAACAGUGAGUUGAACUUCUAUUUGUUCGUGUGUGUUGUGAACGUUUUCUCAAAUAUUAAAUCAUAUGAAGAAUGUGUUGUGAUUUGGUAUUGGUUUUAUGUGGACAUGCAUACAUAUAUGCAUAAUGGAUACAAGGGAUCGAUUAACCUAGGGGAGUCGGAAAACCGUGAUUCUAAACCAAGAGACAUGAAGAAUUUGGGAGAACACAAAGGGUGGAUUCACCUGCGCCAUUGCAAACGAUUUUGAGCCAUGUCA